UCAAAUUCUAUGGCCAUUCUUCUCCCUCCCGUACCUGCAUUUUCUCCACUGAAGAUAAACCAGAAGCGACUGUGAUUAUGGGAACUACAGAAUCAAAGAGAUGAUUCGCUGUUUUCAUAUCAAAUUUUUCGUUGUUUACUGAAUUUCACCCAGCAUUUGGGAAUCCGAUUACGUUUCCUGCAAUCAUGCCACUCACUUCCACCUUGUUACAUUCAUUCUCAAAUCCCAAAUGUCCAAUUUCUUCUUCUUCUUCUUCCUCGCCGCCGAGGUCUAGAGACUUCGCCGCUCCUUCUAAAGYUCCUCCCGGAAUCAGAUUCCGGAGAAUUAUCGGCGCCGGUCUGGUUUUGGACUCGAAAUCCAUGGUGGUUUUGCUCGGCACGGGCUUCACGCUGGCCCUUCUGGGACCUGAAUCGGCUUCAGCUGCGGCGGAAUUGCAGGCGUUGGGUGCUUCUUCGUUGCAAUUUAAUGAGCCCCAGAAUGCUCUCUCGUUGCCCACCUGGGCCAUUCAUGUUUCCAGCGUUGUUGAGUGGAUUACAGCAAUGGCUUUGGUGUGGCAAUAUGGAGAGAAAUCUGGCAAUGAGGCCUGGAAGGGACUUUCCUGGGGCAUGGUGCCAUUGCUAGGUGGAGCAUUUUGUGCUUGUACAUGGCAUUUUUUCUACAAUUCCGAAUCUCUCGAGGUUCUGGUGGCCCUUCAAGCAAUACUGACGGCCGUAGGGAAUGCCACAAUGUGUAUUGCUGCAUUUCGCAUAUACAAAUCACAAGAACGUUCAAGGAACUUGUAAAAACAGGAAGAAAAAAARUAAUAAAUAAUCACUAUAUUAAUAUGUACCACUACACCCUGUUUUAUUAUAUUAUCAUCAUUUUCCAUA
This is a messenger RNA of Momordica charantia (bitter melon), 869 nucleotides long. Its product is annotated as YCF49-like protein. Lineage: Eukaryota; Viridiplantae; Streptophyta; Magnoliopsida; Cucurbitales; Cucurbitaceae. The record is from RefSeq and is a predicted model, not a curated record.